AUGGGGUCACAUUUAGAUAUUCAGCCUUCAGAUGGAAGAUACCAUGCUUUAGUGAAUUGCACUAAUGAAGAGAGCGCAAGAUUCCCAGUUGCCACGAUAGCUUCAAGUGUUUGGGCUGCUUUACAGCUUGAAUCUAUUUUUGACACUGAAAAGGUAACUUUCAAGGAGGAAUUGGUAAGAUUUGGUUAUUUGGGACCUACAGAUGCCUCUUACACCUAUGACCCAUUAGCAGCGCAUUUUGAAAUCCAUAUUGAACAAGUUCCAAUAUUGGAAGAUGAGAAAAAAAUGGAGCAGUCACCGGAGUGCAAGUUUAUUAUUGGAAUAAAGUUGUUGUAA
This is a messenger RNA of Lizanozyma spartinae, 336 nucleotides long. RefSeq lists its product as uncharacterized. Bases 1 to 336 code for a protein of 111 amino acids. NCBI's taxonomy places the organism in Eukaryota, Fungi, Ascomycota, Pichiomycetes, Serinales, Debaryomycetaceae. The transcript is spliced from 2 exons. The record is from RefSeq and is a predicted model, not a curated record. Gene Ontology annotation, molecular function: hydrolase activity, acting on carbon-nitrogen (but not peptide) bonds, in linear amidines.